Messenger RNA from Sorex araneus (European shrew), 2901 nucleotides. It is a transcript of the gene ARHGAP9, whose product is annotated as Rho GTPase activating protein 9. Gene Ontology annotation, molecular function: protein binding. The coding region runs from base 198 to 2594 and encodes 798 amino acids. NCBI's taxonomy places the organism in Eukaryota, Metazoa, Chordata, Mammalia, Eulipotyphla, Soricidae. Gene Ontology annotation, cellular component: cytoplasm. The record is from RefSeq and is a predicted model, not a curated record. Gene Ontology annotation, biological process: regulation of GTPase activity; signal transduction. The transcript is spliced from 18 exons.
AGAUUUGUGAAAACAAGGAAAACAGAAACUAUCGACUUAGGACAGCUCGACGUUGUUCAGGGGGCGAAGGGAGAAGAAAGAGGUGCGGUCUCAAGGCAGAGGGUCCGGGAUAGGAGCGUGGCAAGGCGAGGGGGUGGGGUCCGGCACAAGCUGGCGACACCAGCAGGUGUUUCGCUGAGGCCAGCUGGAAACAACAGAUGGGGACUGCAGAGGAGGUGGCGGGGCUGGGGCCGAGCAGCAGCCAAGGACGGGAACAAUCGGAAGUAAAGAGGAUAUCCGAGAACGGUCCGGGAUCGUCACCGUGGGGAAACGAGGACCGGCCGGACACCCGCGCGAAGGGUCCCACCAACUGUGCGCUGGGAAUGGUGACUGCGCCCCCCACGAUGCUCUCGGGCAGGUGGUGGCCAAGUACCUGGGGGUCCCUCGGCCUGGGGGCGCCCCGCAGCCCUGCGCGAGGAUCCCGGCUCUGCGCCCUCUACGGCUUCACCUACACGGGGGCGGAUGGCCGGCAGGUGUCCCUGGCUGAAGGGGACAGGUUCCUCCUGCUGCGGAAGACCAACGCAGACUGGUGGCUGGCUAGGCGCCUGGGGGCCCCCGCAACGUCCAGGCCCGUCUUUGUCCCAGCCGCCUACAUGACCGAGGAAUCCAUCCCUUCCCAGAACGCCUCCAGCCAGUCUCUCUGGGUCCCGGGGCCGAAGUUGUUGCCUGGCUCCCUAGAGGAGCUGCACCUGCCUCAGUCACCUCCCGGCGGCCCGGCCCAGGCAACUUCUGAACAGCCUCCUCCUCUCCCCCCCAAGAUGUGUAGAAGUGUCAGUGUUACCAAUCUGAGGUCCCCCCUCUUGAGGACCUUCCAGGAAGCACCAAGUGGAAGAUCCCUGUCCCAGGAAGACUUGCUGGAGGAGGCCAGUGCCACCAGGGCGGGACCCCAGCCUCUCAUGUCAGAGCCCCCUGUGUACUGCAACCUGCUGGACCUUCGCCGCUGCCCGCCGUCCCCGCCCGCCAGCCCCGCCUGCCCCCCGCUGCAGACGCUGGACGCCUGGGAGCAGCACCUGGACCCCGUCUCGGGACGCUGCUUCUACGUCCACUCGCUGACCGGCUGCAAGUCCUGGAAGCCGCCGCGCCGCGCGCGUGCCCGGGACCCGAACCCCGGCUCCAUGGAGGGCGCGCAGACCCCGAGCCCGGACAGCCCCGCCCCCCAGCAGCAGCAGCCUCCGGCCGGGGGCUCGGGCGCAGCGCCGGGGACCCCCGAGCCGCCCCACCCCCAGGGCUCCCCCGGCCGCCGCCUCCCGCACGCCCCCGGCCCGCCCGCUGCAGCCCCGAGGUCCCCCGCGGCUCUGCCGCAGCUCCUGGAGGACCCCCACGAGGUGGAGAAGUCGGGCCAGCUCAAUGUGACCAAAAUCGCCCUGGGGGGACGCAAGCUCAGGAAGAACUGGAGCCCGUCCUGGGUGGUCCUCGCGGGGAACAGCCUGGUGUUCUACCGGGAGCCGCCGCCGCCGGGGCCCUCCGCGGUGUGGGGCCCAGCGGGCAGCCGGCCCGAAAGCAGCGUGGACCUGCGCGGGGCGGCCCUGGCGCACGGCCGCCACCUGUCCAGCCGCCGCAACGUCCUGCACAUCCGGACGGUCCCGGGCCACGAGUUCCUGCUGCAGUCGGACCAGGAGACGGAGCUGCGCGCCUGGUACCGAGCUCUGCGGGACGUCAUCGAGCGCCUGGACCGGGAGAACCCCCUGGAGCUGCGACUGUCGGGCGCGGGGCCGGCGGAGCUGGGCGAGCUGAGCGCCGGGGAGGACGAGGACGACGAGCCCGAGUCGCUCUCCAAGUCUCUGCUGCGGAUAGCGGGCCGGCGGAUCUCCAGUCGCGGCCCUGAAGGGACGGAGCAAAACCGAGUGCGCAACAAACUCAAGCGGCUGAUCGCCAAGAGACCGUCCAUCCAGAGCCUGCAGGAGCGGGGCCUGCUCCGAGAUCAGGUGUUCGGUUGCCAGUUGGAAUCUCUGUGCCAGCGGGAAGGGGGAACCGUGCCUAACUUCCUACGACUCUGUAUUGCUGCCGUGGACAAGAGAGGCCUCCGUGUGGACGGCAUUUACCGGGUCAGCGGGAACUUGGCGGUGGUCCAGAAGCUGCGAUUCCUGGUUGACAGAGAGCGCGCAGUCACCUCUGAUGGCAGAUACCUGUUCCCAGGACAAGAAAGCUGCUUAGACUUAGACGGUGCUGAGUGGGAUGACAUUCACGUCAUCACUGGUGCCCUGAAGCUGUUCCUCCGGGAGCUCCCCCAGCCUUUGGUGCCUCCGCUGCUGCUCCCACAUUUCCGCGCCGCCCUUGCACUCUCAGAACCAGAGCAGCGCUUGUCCCACAUACAGGAGUUAAUCAGCUCCAUGCCCAAGCCCAACCAGGACACUCUGCGGUACCUCCUGGAGCAUUUGUGCAGGGUGAUAGAACACUCCGAGGAGAAUCGCAUGACCCCCCACAACCUGGGGAUUGUGUUUGGACCAACUCUGUUCCGGCCUGAGCAGGAGACGGCCGACCCCGCGGCGCAUGCGCUCUACCCGGGGCAGCUGGUGCAACUGAUGCUCACUGACUUCUGCAGCCUCUUCCCGUGACCGAGCGAGGAGGGAGAGCCGAGUGUCACUCGUCACCUCCGCUGGGUGCCCUGCAGGGGUGGCGGGGUUGCGUUGGGGGUGUUCUGAGAACUGCCCUGGAAAUCCCGAUGCCCAGGCCAGGGAGCCACUCAGGGGCUGGAGCACAGGCUUUAGAUGCAAGAAGCACAGGUUCCACCCCUGACAUCCCGUGUGCCCAGGGGCGUCGCCAGGCGUGACCCCUGAGCACAGAGCCGGGGGCUGGGUGUCGCCCCGAGGACUGCUGGGUGUGUACUACAAAAUAAAAUAAAACAGAGCCUGUGUUUCUCUC